Messenger RNA from Planococcus citri (citrus mealybug), 5457 nucleotides. RefSeq names its product CAP-Gly domain-containing linker protein 1-like. Gene Ontology annotation, molecular function: microtubule plus-end binding. Gene Ontology annotation, cellular component: microtubule plus-end; nucleus; cell cortex. The record is from RefSeq and is a predicted model, not a curated record. The coding region runs from base 538 to 5085 and encodes 1515 amino acids. The transcript has 19 exons. Gene Ontology annotation, biological process: cytoplasmic microtubule organization. NCBI's taxonomy places the organism in Eukaryota, Metazoa, Arthropoda, Insecta, Hemiptera, Pseudococcidae.
CUUUACGUCUUCGUAACUGAUUUAAUUCAAUUAAAUUAUUAUUGUAAUCGAGUUGGUUGUUAACGUAGUAUACAUAAAUUAUUCACUUUAGUGUUAUAUUCCAUAGUUUUUCUCUAAUUAAAAUUAUUCACUGAAUAACGUUUAUUUCUAAGCUGUGUUGUGUUGAAUUUCGGAAUGAAAGGACCUUGUUUUGUUCUAAUUGUUUUCGUCGUUUUUUGUAUGUAAUCCACAUGUACUAACCAGUGUUUAAGAAAUGACAUUUUAUUAUGUUGAACUAGGUACUUAUAAUCGUUGUUGAUCAUUGUUCUUAAGUUUUAUUACAAAAUCAAAUCUUUGCCAAAGUCAUGGAUUAGAGUGAAAUAAGUGUAUGUGUAGUAAGCCAGUGAAAUUUGGCUUAUUUCGUUUGUAGUUGAACUCAGCAAAUCGUGCUCCUUUAUGAACAAUGAAUCCUUAACGUUUCUCAAGUUCGAAUCUGCGAAUUUAAGUUUACUUACUUGAAAGUGAAAUUGACUAGUCAUCCAGGAACUGUGCUUAAAAAUGUCUGUUUCAAGCUCAAAUAAAACAUCAGGAUUGAAGCCACCUUCGAAGAUUGCCAGACCAUCUAAUAUUUAUGGAGAAAAAAAUGCAGAUAUUUCAACCACUUCGACAGAUGGUCUCCAUUCAACGGUGAAAAAAUUAUCCAAAGAUGCGAACCGAAAAUCUAUAAGCGAAGACUCAUCUACAAACUGGGAAAACUUAAAAUUUGACCAUUCGUUUCGAAGACGAGAAUCCGACGCCAGUAGCAUGCUGACAGAAGAUACCGACAGUUUUAUUGUUGGUGAUCGUGUAUGGGUUGGUGGUAGUAAACCAGGAGUUAUUGCAUUUAUUGGAGAGACCCAAUUUGGACCCGGGGAUUGGGCCGGAGUCGUGUUAGAUGAGCCAAUUGGUAAAAAUGACGGAUCGGUAGCCGGUAUAAGAUAUUUUCAAUGCCCGCCGAGUCGUGGUAUUUUCUCAAGAUUGAGCCGAUUAACGAGAUACCCCGUUGAUCCGAGUCAGGCGUAUAAACUGCUCAAGACUCCGGUAACUCCGGAACAAAAGUCAACUUUGGCUAAUUCACCCACCAGUUCGAUAUCUUCUCGAGUUCAAUUACCCUACAGCUACGGUAGUAUUGCCAAUUCAACCGGACCUGAUAUAAAAAUCGGCGACAGAGUGAUCGUGCAAAGUAGCCAUGGUUCAAAAGCGGGUAUUUUAAGGUAUUACGGAAAUACCGAGUUUGGAGCUGGAUUAUGGUGUGGCAUUGAACUGGACGAUCCACUGGGAAAAAAUGAUGGCUCGGUGGCUGGUGUAAGAUACUUCGACUGUGCUCCGAAAUUCGGUCUGUUUGUGCCAGCAGAAAAAGUCAGUCGAUCGCCAAUUUCAAAUAAAAAAGCGUCGUGCGUUGUUCAUCCUGGUGGUAUUACACGGCAAGGUACUCUUGAUUCGAUUCGAACUACUGCUUCUACAAUCAAUACGAGUGCUUCGAGUGUUAAGAGUAAUUCUCGGGUAAGACUCGGAGUGAAUUCAUUAAACAAACAGAAAGCAACACCGAGAUCUUCUAUAACGCCAUCUCGCACAUCUACUGUUCAAGCACCUAAAUCUCCACUACAGGAGCAACUCAAAGAAAAAGAAAACUACAUCAAACAACUACUGAAAGGGAAAGAAUUAGAGAGAGCUGAAAUUAUCAGAGCAGCAACUCAGGCUGAAGAAGCCGAGAAAAAAUUAGCAGCUAAAAUAAAUGAACACAAUGAAGUUUGCGCUGAAAUGGAAUUGCAAAAGGCGACGUUCCAACAAGCCAUUGAAAAAUUGGAAAAAGAUAAAGCUACGUUGGUGAGCCAGCUGGAAGAGGAACGUAAGAAAAUCGAAGACCUCCAAUUCAAUUAUGAAGAAGAAUCAAUUACAAAGUCUGAAAUACAGGCUUUGAACAAUGAAUAUGUAGAGAAAUUGAAAAAUUUGGAAAACAUCGUAAAUUCUCCUCUUGCAUCUCUUGAAUGCGACGCUCAACUCUCCAGAGCUUCUGAUAACAAUGAUGAAACGUUAUCUUUGUCUGAAACCGGUGGUCCAGCCGAAUUGAAUAAACGUUUAGCAGAAGAACUGAACGAAGUUAAAAAACAUUUAGCUUCGCUGACCGAAGAAAAGACUCAUUUGGAGACCAAAUAUUCAGAACUGAAAGAAUGUAUAGAAAGCAUGAAGUUAGUGGAAAAAAAUAAAGACGAAAUUAUCGAUAGGUUGACAAAAGAAGCUGCGCAGCGAUUGGCCAUCGGUAACGAAACGGAAACUAAGACAUCGCAGGAAAUUCUCACUUUGAAAGCAAAACUUGCAGAUGCUGAAAAUGAGAAAGAUCUAGUUAAAAGUGAAACACGUUCUUUGAAAGAAAAAGCUGCCUUAUUAGAAUCAUCCGUUAGAGAAAAAUGCGACGAAAUUGAAAGAAUUAACGUUCUUUUGGCAACCAAAGAACAAGAACUAAGAAGUGAACUUGAUAAUGCCAGUAAUAAUUUACAAUUCGAAUUAGACGAGAAUAAAAUCAAAACAGAGGAGCUGACUAAGCAAAUCGAGCAAUUAAACGACGUCAUUAGUGCCAGUGAAUAUAAAUGGAAAAAUUACGUUGAAAUUUCCAUCAACUCCUUGACUCAGUUAUCAAACGAUUUGAAAAAUGAAAACGAAAUGAUAACUAGUGUAAUAUUGGGUAGCGAGACGGCUAACAACGUAAUAUCAGCCUUCAGAUCAAAAGAUGCUACCUUGUCAUUAUUGAUUGAAAAGUGCCCAGAGGAAUUGAAAGAUGUGUUCCUGGAGUUAUCUCAUCAGUUGGAGAAAAUUUCUCAUAAUAAUGUAAUUUUACUAGAAAAAAUUGAAACGCUCGCUGAAGUGAUUUCUCGCAAAGACUCGCUCAUAGAAGAAAUCACUGAAGAGAAAGAGAAUGCUAGGAAUGAGUACCUGGAAGCCAUUGAAAGCAAGAAGGAUGAACUGAAAAACGUUGAAAAUAAAUACGCCGAACUUAACAAGGUAAAAGAUGACAUAGAGAAGCAGCUAAGAAUUUCUGAAGAAAAUCUCAAAAAUAUGGAAAUGUCUUGUACGGAUAAAGAUCAGCUGGUGAAGGAAAUAAGCACUAUGCGAAAAAAUUUAGAGGAUAAAUCGUCCGCUUGCGAAAAUCUCUUACAAGAUACCAUGGCUUUGAAAAAAGAAUUACAAACUAAAGAUGAAGAGAAUCAAACUGCGUGCGAAACGUUAGAAAAAGAGAAAGAGCAUCUAAAAAAAGAGGUGGAAAAGAUCAGUGAAGAACUGAAACAUGAAAUCGAAGCUAAAAGUGUAUUGAAAAACGAAGUAGAAAAGAUUAAUGAAGUACUGAAACACGAAAUCGAAGCUAAAAGCGUAUUGAAAAAAGAGGUAGAAAAGAUUAAUGAAGAACUGAAACACGAAAUCGAAGCUAAGAGCGAAUUGAAAACAGAAUUCAACGAAUUACAAAAGUCUUACGAAGUGAGUGUCUCGUUAAAUGAGGCUAAAAAUUCUAACGAGCACGAAACAUUAACAAAUAAAAUAGAGCAACUGAUUCGGGAAAAUCAGAGCAAAGAAGAAAAAGUCAAAGGAUUGGAAUACCAAUGCGAACAAUUCAAGAAAAAAGAAUGGGAUUUGAGUGAAAAAAUGACGAAUAGUGAAAAUACCAUGAAAAAUAUUUUAGAUAAAUUGAAAAACUUGAAUCAAGUUCUGGGCGAUAAUUCGAAUAAUCCUCUUAUUGCUCAAACCGAUAUCGAAGCUUCCUUAGACAACGUGUGUUCUUAUUUGUUAGAUUUACGCAAUAAUUACGAGCUCAUGCAAAAUUCAUUUAAAGGCCUGGAGAAUUGUAAAAAUGAGCUUGAACAACAGCUGGAGAGCUUGAAACAGGAAAAUUCAUUGGCGAAAAGUCAUCUCCAGGAGAUUUCAUCCCAAAAAGAUAUUCUGGACCGGCAAAUAGAAGAAUACUCGUCUCAAAAUGAACAAAUAAAUGAAGAAAUGCUCCAACGAGAACAAACCAUUUCUGAAAUAAGUACAAAAUACGCUGAAGUGAAAUCGGAAUGCGACGAAACUUUGGAGAAAUUCAAAGAAAUUGAAAAAAACAAGGAAUCUUUGUUGGGCACUACCAGUGCGUUGGCUGAAAAUGCCAAUCAGUCCUUGAUGAAGGAAGCAGAAAAUAUGAGAUCCGAGCUCAAUACUUUGAAAGAAAAUUUGUUGAACAAAGAACAAGAAAUAAUAGCAGAAAAGAAACAAUUGGAAGAAAACUUGAAAAAUCUUGAAAACGCUAACGAAAAUUUGAAAUUGAAAGAAAAAGAAUACACUGAUAUAAAUAGUGAAAUUGUUUCUCUUCGAGAAAAAAUAGUUUCUUUGAAUGACGAAUUGUCGAGCAAUGAGAAAAAGUAUCAAGUUGAAAUAGCCACUUCUACGAAAAGUAUUCAAAGUUUAUUGUCAGAGAAAGAAAAUCUUUUAGAAGAAUGUAAAACUGUGAAAAAUCAAUUGGAAAAUGUCAAGGAAGAAUUAACAAAAUUGAAAAGCAAUCUAGAUAAUGCUAAUCGUAAUAUUAACGGUGUUAUUACCAAUGAAAGUAAAUUAACCAACGGCAGCGGUUCAAAAAUACCAUUGUCACAAGGAAAAAAUUCUUACUCGGAAAUUGAAACGAAAAGCGAAUCGAAUGAGUUCAAUAAUAACGUAGUUGCUGUACCUGAUGAUCAGUAUACCAAGCUGGUCGAAGCCAAAGAAUUAGCUGAGGGUCAAGUGCAAUUUUUAAAUUCCGUGAUAGUGGAUAUGCAAAGAAAAAAUGAAAAUUUAUUGGAAAGAAUACAGUAUUUGGAAAACAAAGAUCCUUUUGAAGCACUCGAAUGUAGGAAACCAAAGUUUAUUGCUCCGCGCCAAUUUUGUGACAUAUGCGAUGUGUUUGAUCUACACGAGACAGAGGACUGCCCGAAACAGUCGAAUUCUUCGCCUCCUCCUACUAAACGAGACACUACGUCUAAAGUUAAACCACCCCCCAGACCGUACUGUGAAAACUGUGAAAUAUUUGGCCAUGACACGUUACAAUGCAACAAUGAAGAAAAUUACUGAUCAGAUAAAUUACAAAAUUCCAUUUGAUAAUCGGGUACACUGGUAAUCCUGAAGGAAGUGAUUUGUUAUAUAUUUUUGUUAUAGUUUUUAAUCUUUUGUGCUCGGUUGAUUUGAUUAUUUUGUUGUAAUAUUGUUGUUCCUUGUAAAUGUAAAAUGUCAAUUGAACUAUACUAUUGUUAUCGAUGUAAUGUAAGAAUUAAGAAGUACUGUAUGUUUUCUAAUGACUCGCAUUCGUUGAAUCUUUUUUUAGCGGCAAAUUUAAAUCACCGUUAUAAUUUUAUUUAUUUUUUAUUAUUGUGCCUGAUAUCAGUUGAUGUAACUGCGAUUUUUGUUGUUUUGUUUUUUAAUAAAAAUAAAAUUGUUAAGAACUCA